Messenger RNA from Monascus purpureus, 1440 nucleotides. Lineage: Eukaryota; Fungi; Ascomycota; Eurotiomycetes; Eurotiales; Aspergillaceae. The record is from the annotation of a GenBank genome assembly.
AUGCCUCCUCUCUCCCUAUCACCAUCAAACACCAUCCUCCUCCCCAACCUUCCCCCGAAGACCCUUGUCGGCAUCGAUCUGAUCACGUUCACAUCUACGUCGAAUUUUCACGGAAUCAGAGACCUCCCUGAAGGCUGGCACUUUCUCUACACUGGUACUACAGAAAGCUUUUCACUCAGAAGUGGGGCAUGGUUUUACGUGGGCGACCAUAGCGCCGCCAUUACCGCGACACGAAACAACAGAAACCCGGGACCGGAGGUGUUGAUUUGGAAAUGGAAUACGGAGAUCGAGGCCUUGGUGCCUUUGACAGGAGACAAUGAUGCAGAUAUCCAGGAGGCCAUGCGACGAAAGGCCAAUUUGGGGUCUGUCUGGAGGAGUGGGUUGCUAUUCCGAUAUAGGAGUCGUGUGCCGUCUUCGUAUUUGAAUAAUAAUAAUGGCUCGGCUGGCACGUCAGUUGCAGGUCAGGAUUUUGAUGAUGAAGAGAAUGAGGAGGAAGGGAGGAGGGUUUGGGACCAAUUGACUUGUUACAUAUCGCCCGGGCUUUUGUCGAGGGUUGUGGGUGAUCCGGCAGUUGAUAAUGAUGGUCGACCGAGAUGGACGGUUACUUCUGCUAGUUCUGCAAAUAGAGAUGCCGAUGUCAUUCCGGGUCUCGAGGGACGGACUCUUCAAGAGGCCGUUGGAAAGGCAGAGGGGGAUUUGGAGCUGGAGUUCAAAUUCCUCCCGGUUGAUCUGAAACGGACGUGGAGAGAAGGUGCUAUUGGACGCGAAAGGACAGAGUCUGCACAAGAUCGUUCAUGGGCGUUGGGAGAUCUGAUCAGACGGUAUUCGUCUGAAAGUCCAAAUCAGGGAACAAGGGCCGACGUCGACGUCGACAUGGAUGGUCACGAGGGACGAUCUGGAGAGAAGCAAAUAUUGGGGGAGCUACAAUUUACGUUCCUCAUGGUUCUAACAAUGAUGAACUAUUCAUGUCUCCAACAAUGGAAGAGGCUCUUGAGCUUAGUCCUAACCUGCCGAAGUGCAAUCAGGGAACGGGAACAGUUCAUGGCCGAUUUCAUCGGACUACUUUCACAGCAACUUCAACGAUGCGAUGAUGUCGAAGGUGGAUUGUUUGAAAUGGACGGUGAUGGAGGCGGAGAGUUCCUGCGGAAACUCUUGAUGAAAUUUAAACAAUCUGUCGACGAGAUUGUUGACGGGACCAUGUCUGCUGUCAAGUAUGAGCUCGACAAGUUGGAAGCGUGGGCCAAGGAGGAGUACGACUGGGAUCUGGACCGGGUGCACAUUGUCCGACGGGGCAUGGUUCAACUGGAGGACGGAGAGGAAGUGGAAUUAGAGAUGAAUGGCGAUGAAGAUGAAGAGACGGGGGAGUAUGCUCCCAUCGUCGUGGACAUGGGCGAAGAUCAUUCUAUACAAGAUGUUGAUAUGGGAAAGCCAACAGGAUAG